AUGGCGCCCAAGAUACUCGAACCAUCCUACCCUACACAAAGUCUACAAUUCCUUCGGCACCACAAUAUAUCUGCUUCGCAAAAUGGAAGAAACGAAAAUCAAGACUCGGCUAAGGUACCACGGGCGGCUGUCCUGCUAAAUAUCAUCAUUGUUGGGGCUGGCUUAGGAGGACUUGCAACAGCUAUUGCUUUAUCCCGCCGAGGUCACACUGUAACUGUUCUUGAGCAGGCGCCAGCCCUCGGAGAGGCAAGCCCUGUCGGAGCGGGAAUACAAAUACCAUCGAAUUCAACACGGCUUCUCCUGAGUUGGGGGUUAGGGGACUUCUUCGGCAGCAAAGUUACUGAGCCGGAGGGUAUGAGCUUUCUGCGUUGGCAAAAUGGCGAGAAAAUCGGAUACACGAAGCUUGUGCCAGAUUUCCAAGAGAACUUCGGUGCCCCGUACUACGUCGUGCAUAGAGCGCAUUUCCAUGAUGCUCUAUACAGAUGUGCAUUGAAGUUGGGAGUUAUUGUGCACGUGGGGUGCAAAGUUGAAGCAUAUAAUGCAGAUGCUGGGGCUGUCCAGCUAGCAAAUGGAGUCUCGUACACAGGAGAUUUGGUUGUAGCAGCCGAUGGGAUCAACUCCAUUGCUCGACGAGAAAUCCUAAAGGAGAACGACAAGAAGCCUACUGCAACUGGAUUCGCUGCUUAUCGUGCUACUGUUGAUGUCGAGAAGAUCAAAGCCGAUCCGGAACUUGCGUGGUUAUUGGAAAAGCCGUCUCUAAAUAUAUGGAUUGGAGAAGACAGACAUGUCAUGACUUAUACAAUUGCUGGCGGAAAAUCAUUCAACAUGGUGUUGUCGCACGUAGAUCGUUCAGACCCAGCGACUUGGAGAGCAGACACUGCCAUUGAGGACAUGCACAAAUACUUUCAUGACUGGGAUCCACGCCUAGUGAAGAUUAUACGAAUGAUCGAACGGACUAUCAAAUGGCCUUUGAUGAACAUAACCGGUCUCCCAAAAUGGGUGGCGUCCUCCAAUCGCUUGCUGAUACUUGGCGAUGCAGCACAUGCCAUGGUACCUUAUAUGUCUCAAGGAGCCGCAAUGGCAGUAGAAGAUGGGGCCGCUCUCGGGGAAGCUCUCAGCCUUAUCAGUCAUCGUGCUCAGGUGCCUCUCGCGCUAGAGGUUUUUGAGCAAGUACGUAUGAAGCGCAGUUAUCAAAUGCAGGAAGCAAGUCUUCUGAAUGGUAAUAUUUGGCAUUUCCCGGAUGGCCCAGAGCAGAGGGCACGAGAUGAAGCGAUGAGACCCGAGGUAGAAGGGAAGCAUUUCCUCUCCAGUGCAAAUCAAUGGAGUGAUCCGGUAACUCAGUGGUGGGCAUAUGGGUAUAAUGCAGAGACUGAGGUAGCCAAAGUUUGGGGACGUAGACACGCAGCUCUCGGUUCCGUUUUGGAUGAAAGCCAGAAUGGAUUCGAGAGGCUCAAGGUCAACGGCAAUCAGGCAAAUGGACAUUGACUCCGGUUCAACUUCGUAUAUAUCACUACUUUUAAAUCAUCUCGUUAUCGACACAGCUGUGUUCGCGCUAAUCUCAAAAAUGCUAUAAUUAGCCCGCGAUGACAAUACUUUAUAAUGAAUUGAACUGCUG
Mytilinidion resinicola is the source of this 1615-nucleotide messenger RNA. Its product is annotated as salicylate hydroxylase. Gene Ontology annotation, biological process: secondary metabolite biosynthetic process. Gene Ontology annotation, molecular function: FAD binding; monooxygenase activity. Bases 1 to 1485 code for a protein of 494 amino acids. The record is from RefSeq and is a predicted model, not a curated record. The transcript is spliced from 5 exons. NCBI's taxonomy places the organism in Eukaryota, Fungi, Ascomycota, Dothideomycetes, Mytilinidiales, Mytilinidiaceae.